Messenger RNA from Patiria miniata (bat star), 1810 nucleotides. RefSeq lists its product as uncharacterized. Bases 295 to 708 code for a protein of 137 amino acids. Lineage: Eukaryota; Metazoa; Echinodermata; Asteroidea; Valvatida; Asterinidae. The transcript has 4 exons. The record is from RefSeq and is a predicted model, not a curated record.
CUACAAAAUGCAAAACUAUCAUUUCACAAACUGACGCAUCGAGAUAGGUCACUUCGUGAAACGCGUAAACAACGCUGUCAGUUUUCCACGAAGUGACUUAUAGAGUCUGGUACCUGGACUUAAUAUGGUCCCUAUCACUUUCUUAUGAAAUUGAGUUACUAGGGGCCAGUCUUUAGCGUUAUCAGAAACAAUGGCGGUGUACACAUGUCGUUUGAUGGCUGAACGAAACUAGCAAGUUUCAACCGAGUUUCUGAUUCUGUAAACGUCUGUCUCAACGCGUGACAAGGAAAGCGAAUGAAAAUGGAGAUUGCCAAAAUCUUUCUUGUUUUGAUGGGAGUGGUGGCACUGAGUGAGUGCCAGCGAUCCGCAUCCAUCCAAUGCUUUCAGUGUAACACAGGGACGACCGGAGAGGAAGACUGCGCCGAUCCAUUCGACGCAUCCAUGCAAGAUAAAUACCGAAAGGGAUGCUCAGCUGGCGCCGGUAGCAGAUCCACUACCUGCGUGAAAAUAGUGACGGGGUCGACGGUGAUGCGAAGCUGCAACACUCCAGUGAACGCUUCGUGUGGGGAGCCUGUGGUGGAGAACCCAUCGGGCACAUUCACCUACUGCUGCACUGGGGACUCCUGCAAUUCGGCCGGCCAGGUUGGCACGAGCGUCGCGCUCGCUGCUGUAUCGAUGCUUCUCGCCAAUUUCAUGUUUCAGCUGUAGAAAAGGUUGCAGGCUGUUACAAUAAUGUAGUAACCAACGAAUAACGUAUCACCAACCGAUAAUGUAACAACAAGAAUAUGUACAUGUAUCGCUAACCGAUAAUCCUAUAUGUGUGUGCUGUCUGUCUGUCUGAUAUUUGUCUGAAUGAUGUCUCUGUGUGUCACGUCUAUUUGUAAAAGGCCUGUGUGCGCAAGCACAAAAUGCAAUGGCUAAUGGAAAGGCUUGUAUUAUGGAGGUCUUAACUCGUACAAAUGUAUAUGCCCAAAUUUCACUGUCCUCUGAAAUCAUGGUUGUCACAAGACAAAAUGGCACAUUUGUUUCUUUCAGACUUUGCAUAGUUAAAUAUUACAACAUAUUUAUCCAUAUGAAAACACUUGAAAACGUUUCUUUAAGACUUUGAAUAGUUAAAUACAACAACAGUAUCUCCAUGAAAACACUAAAAAUUACCUGCAUUUCGAAACCUGACUGCGUAUUGAACCCUUCUCUCCUACCCCUCCCCCCUGCAAACAGGGCGCUGCAACCUCGUCCCAAGUGCUUACUUUAUUUCCAACCUCGUUUCCAAAAGCAGGUAGUGGUGGGUGCGUACUGCUCGAAACCCUGGGGACGAGGUUGAGGGCGCUGGGACUCACGCUGAUGAGCCUUUCACGAAAUCUUGUAAAGAAAAGAGGGGAUGGAAUUCUGGGUAACUUAUCAUGACCUAUGUAUAAAGCAUCUGGCUGCAGCUGUUUAAGACCGCAGUUAGCCAAUGCGCGCAAAUACUAUCCGAAAACUUUCCCAUAGAAAUGCAGACAUUCCAUACCGGAUGUGAUUUCUUGUUCACUGCGCAUUCGGACCAUGUGGACAAAUUAAGAGCGUCGCACAAUGUGCAAUCAUUCACUUCGUGAAUUCGAAACGGAGCCUGAGCAAGUGAUGGGAAUUUCAAAUUUACAACACAGAUACAUUUUACAGAUUUUCCUACAUUAUCACGCUUUUACAAAAGCAUUUAUGAAUAAUUGGAAUAAAAGAGUGAUGACUCACUCUUAACGGACGUUUGAAACCUUGCAGGGUCGUGGCCGUGACGACUUGCAGGUCACAGGUCACGCAAAAUAUAUCCAAUCAGAGC